Molecule: messenger RNA, 2382 nt
Organism: Cinara cedri
Lineage: Eukaryota; Metazoa; Arthropoda; Insecta; Hemiptera; Aphididae
Source: the annotation of a GenBank genome assembly
AUGAUUGGUAGAUACCUAAAACUUAACAUCAAAAGUGUCCGGGUUUUGAGUUUAAGUCCGCGGAACGCUGGACGUUCGGUCAAAACGAUAGUAUGAAAUAUUUAUUACGCCGGUCGCCGUAGCGACGACCGUUCUUAAAAAAAAUAACACGGAUGUCAUUGCUGGUUUGAAAUAAUUCUAUCGGGAGUACCGUUGGCUAGUUAAAUACACAAACAAAUCAACUGUUGCUUCGUGGAUACGGUCGCCGGUAAAGUUAACGAGGGCCCGGCAACCGAGUAAACAACCUUAGUGUGCGAUCCGAACAAAUAGGUAAGAAUAAUAUCAAUUAAGAAUAUCAAAUUUAAAAUUCAAUAUACCUAAUGGUAUAGUUUUUGUUUUUGGUUUGGUUUUUUUUUUUAGCCUUUUGAUUCUACUGCACAUUCGUGCGCGUCAUCGUCUCUUCGUGUAUCUUCCAACACUAUGAUCAACAUGAUGUUCACCGUAGUUUCGCUAAUAGAGAGCAUGCUUUUCACGGCGAUCUUGAUGUUACUGGUACUGUGUUGGCUAAGCGAAGCAAAUACGAACAUUGCCGUCGAAGUGUGGAACGCAAUCGUUCUAAUAAGGUACGCGCGUAUAUCCGAAAAACCGUUUUUUACGUUGUUUUUCGUCCAUUUUUAAAACGAGUAAUCGGCGUCUUGCAUCGGGCGAGUCUGUGCCGAUGGCGAAUCGCGCCUCGUCAUCGUCACUCGUCGGCGAAUAAAGCCGACGACCGUGGUGCGCCUUUGCCGUCGCUCGCCGGCUGUUUUCCUACGAGAAAUAUACGCGAACAAUACCGUUUCCCGCGUCCACGACUGAGCCGGAUUUUUAUUCGGAUUUUUAUUGCCCGGCGUAUGUGACUACGGUUUUAUUCGCUGACGGACGGCGCGUGCAAAUUCGCCAAACGUUAUCCGACGUUACUGCUAAAUGCAGAUAUAGCCGAUUAUUGUACGGAUAUUUUUUUUUUUUGUUUUUGCUACGUCAACUAUCUAGGUAUAUAAUAUACAUUUUUAGUGGGUGUCUAAUGACCCAUAAUCUACGUGCGUGAAAUUUGUCACUGGCCGGACCGUUGCCUUCAAACUUUACCUGUACAAGUAAACUACUAUUCGAAAUUUCGAUGAUCCGACAAGAAAUGAACGGUUUAGUAAUGAUAUUACCCCGAAAAAAUAUAGCGUCAUUAAAAUAUAUGUUAUAAAAUACAGAAAUUUAUAUUGUUUUUUUUUUUUUUGUCUAAUACCCUUCUGUGUUACACGAGAGAAAAAAUCAAAUUUAAUUUAUAAUAUAAUAAUGAAAACUUAUACAUGUUUCUAAACGGAAAGUUCGAUCUCUAUUGUCCGGGGUUUACUUCGAAAAUACCUGCUCGAUUUGCGUCCUUACUAAUUAUAUAUAUGAUAAUAUUUUAAGUGUGUUAGAAAUUAUUUUAAUACAUAUUAGAUUUAUGAUUUUUAAAUUUAAUUACAGGAACGUUUUUCAAGUGAUAAUAAAAGACGAGUACACUACGGGCAAAAAUCAGGAUCCGGAUGUCGAAGAACCCGAAUCAGCGGAUUCUUCCGGUAAUCGAGCUUGUCAUCAAGCUUCGAGUUCUUUGGCGGCUGACCUCAUUUCGCCGUCGUUCCCCCUCUACGUUUGGUCUUCACAGCCAGGAGAUAAUGCCGCCCAAAGUAUCGGUAAAUAUACAUUCUAGGAUAGACUUCUGUAUAAAAAUUAUGAAAAAUACCUACCUGCAUCCUAAUAAUUUAUUUUUGAUUUGAUGUAGACGAAUCCUGCAUGGAGAGCAUAAUUCAAGUGGUUAAUUUGACAAUUAGAGGGGCCCAACCCGUCGAAAAAUCUCUAAAAUAUUUUCAAUUUAUUUUAUUUGGUUUGAAUAUGGGCGAGGUAAUAAUACUAUCGAUAUUCGUUUUAUGUAUUUAUUUUUAUUCGUCUUAGAUCAUAAAGGAGAAAAAAAAAUGUAUAUGUUACAAUGCUACAAGUUAUGUAAUUUAAAAAAUUUAAUUAUUUAAACAUUUCGCAGCAAAUGUAUAGGCGUAUUUAUUGUCACUUGCAUGAUCAGUUGGUUUGGUGGUAUUAUCGUAUUGGCGAUUCGGAACUGGAGAUUGUUGGGAAACUUUAUGGAGGGUUUAUAGUCCUAGGAAUGAGACUGUAAGUGGUUUUCUAAGGUUUUAGUAUAAAUAAUUACACUUAUAAGUUAGAUUGCGUAAUAUGCGUUUUUUUAGCAAUGUACCGGACGAUUGGAAGCCGAGCGCUAGAAUGGUUUUAAACCAUUUAGAAAAUUAUGACAUUAAAUAUUUAAACUUCGCCCGAUCCGCGUUCAAACAGUUAAACCAAGACUUACCGAAAAAGUAUUCACAUCUAAUCAAGGUGUGUUAA